UCGUAGCAAUUGCCCUUGCUUUUUUGGUGACCCCUGAAGCAAGAACCGUUGUAUAACAAUGUUGUUGUGACUCCGGGCUGUACAGAAUUUGCUGGUGGUGGGGGAUCAAGAGGGACAGGCAUGCUUCUAAACGACAAGUCGAAGCUGUUGAGACGCGUGACACCGGUAGUUGAAGAUUUAUAAAUGAAGAAGUUUUACAAACAUGCUACUAUUGCUACAGCUGAUGGUUGGUACGAGGUCAACCUUGACAAGAGGAAGCUGCGGACACCAACUGGCAACUUGUUUCGGGUGCCCAGUGAACCUUUAGCCCUCGCCGUAGCAACUGAGUGGAAUGCCCAGGAUAAAGUCAUCAAGCGGAGCACAAUGCAUCUGAAUUCCUUAUGUAACACAGCAUUGGACAACCCAAUGCAUAGGACAAGAGAGGAUUUGACGGAGUCAAUUAUACACUUCCUGGAAACAGACACAAUAUGUUACAGAAUGAAUGAUCCCCCAGAACUGGCAACCUUCCUGGAAAAAGAAUGGGACCCUGUGCUGGACUGGGCCAGGGAGAGAUAUGGAAUAUCAAUAGAACCCACUUCAAGUAUCAUGCCGCCAGAAGUUCCCACUGAGACUAUAGAAAUAAUAAGGAGGCAUUUAAUGUCGUAUAGCGACUGGGCUUUGUUUGGCUACUACUAUGCUGUGGACUCCGUCAAGUCUCUGCUGAUCACCAUGGCUCUAAUGGAUCGGUUCAUCACUGUCGAGAGAGCUGUAGAUCUGGCCCGACUUGAACAACAGUAUCAGACCCAGCGCUGGGGCAGUGUAGAAUGGUACCAUGACAUCGACAUGUUGGAACUUCGUACCCGAAUGGCUGCAGCAACUCUAUUUGUACACUGGUGUUGUGAGAACACCACCAUCAAACAAAAGGCAUCAUUUGCCAGAUAGUGGUUGCAGUGAUACCUUGAUGUGUUUGUGAUAUCUCUGUGUUGACUCACACUCAGUGCAUUGCUUUACAGUGCAUCCUUUGUCUGAGAAAUGCAUUUGGUGGAUCUGGAAAUGUGUCCUUCAUCCUAAUUAUUGUGUGAUUGUUGAAGCUGAGUCAAAGUUUCAUGUGUGUAUAGGGUUAUGUCAUACAGCAUUUGAAUUAUGUUGAACAAAAAACAUAAAUGUCAUUGUUCCAAUUACCUGAGAACAUUCACACAGUUUCAGUGCCCAUCAUGACAGUUAUCUAGAUAUUCAAGUUAAAGUUAUCUGUUGUAUUUUACAUCAUCUACAUGAAUGUCCGCCAGGAAAUAUGUGCUCAAAAUUAUUUGCUUAUCAACUUUUACCUGGAGAGCUAAGGCAUUUGGAAAAUUACAUAUUUUAUGUUGUGACAUGUUGGACAUUGUAGGCUGCAUGUGUUUAGAUCCCAGAUAAUUAAACCCAUUUAUUUAA
This is a messenger RNA of Haliotis rubra (blacklip abalone), 1410 nucleotides long. RefSeq names its product ATP synthase mitochondrial F1 complex assembly factor 2-like. The transcript is spliced from 8 exons. NCBI's taxonomy places the organism in Eukaryota, Metazoa, Mollusca, Gastropoda, Lepetellida, Haliotidae. The coding region runs from base 184 to 921 and encodes 245 amino acids. Gene Ontology annotation, cellular component: mitochondrion. Gene Ontology annotation, biological process: mitochondrial proton-transporting ATP synthase complex assembly. The record is from RefSeq and is a predicted model, not a curated record.